CAUUCUUCGUACUUCUAAUAAUUGAGUGUAAAGUUGAGAAUAGUUCGUCAAUACGUGUUAAAAGUGACAGAUAUUUAUAACAUUGUCUGUGUAUUUUGUUGUGUAAAUCGAUUUGUAACAUUGUAAAAAGUCGUGUGAUAAGUGUGUAAAACACGAAAACUUAUUGUGCAAUGGCUGACAACGAACAAAAAGCUUUGCAAUUAAUUGCAGAAGCUGAAAAGAAAUUAAGUUCAUCAAAAGGUUUCUUUGGUGCAUUAUUUAGUGGAGGUGGUAGUAAAGUUGAGGAUGCUGUUGAAUGUUAUCAACGAGCAGCAAAUUUAUUUAAAAUGGCUAAAAAAUGGUCACAAGCAGGUAAUGCUUUUUGUGAAGCAGCUGCAUUGCAUGCCAAAGCUGGAUCUCGUCAUGAUGCAGCUACAAAUUACGUUGAUGCAUCUGUAUGUUUCAAGAAAACUGACAUUGACGAAGCUGUCAAUUGUCUUUUGAAAGCAAUUGAAAUCUACACAGAUAUGGGGCGUUUUACAAUGGCUGCAAAACAUCAUCAAAAUAUUGCUGAAUUGUAUGAAUCCGAAGCCAUGAGCUUAGAACGUGCUUUACAACAUUACGAACAAGCUGCCGAUUACUUUCGAGGAGAAGAAAGUAACUCAUCAGCAAAUAAAUGUUUACUAAAAGUAGCCCAAUACGCUGCACAAUUGGAAAAUUAUGAGCAAGCUAUACAAAUUUAUCAAGAUGUCGCUGCUUCAUCAUUGGAAAGUUCGUUAUUGAAAUAUAGUGCUAAAGAAUAUUUUUUCCGAGCUGCAUUAUGCCAUCUUUGUGUUGAUGUGUUAAAUGCUCAACAUGCUUUGGAACGAUACACUGAAAUGUAUCCAGCAUUCCAGGAUUCCAGGGAAUAUAAAUUAAUAAAAACAUUAAUUGAACAUUUGGAAGAACAAAAUGUUGAUGCAUUCACGGAUGCUGUUAAAGAUUAUGAUUCAAUAUCCAGAUUAGAUCAAUGGUACACAAUGAUAUUACUACGUAUAAAGAAACAACUUAACGAUAAUCCAGAUUUACGUUGAAUUCGGGAAAUUUUUGGAUAUUUUAUUUAAUAUAUUAUUCAGUUUUAAUAAAAAAAAAAUAUACAUGUUUUUUCUCUCAUGGUUCCAUAUAUAUUAAUGAAAACAACUAAAAAUUAUUAUACUUAAAUAAUGGUCAUCUAUUUAGUAUCUCCCUUAGUACUUAGUUCAUUGAAAUUACCAAUUAAAGGAGAAAUAAAUCCAGAAAACGGUUACCUUUUGAAAAAGAUGGGAUUCGAUAUUAUAUAGCGUCUCACAGCUAAACUUAAAACAAAUUUAUCAAUUUUUAUAAUUUUUUUCAAAUGGGGCCGAAUUAUCACGUUAUAUUCACCUUAGAAAAAAUGUUAAUUGAUACCUUUUAUCUCAUUUGUAUAGGUUCGGCCACUAAUCCGGGCGGAUUUGUACAUCCUACCAUUCCCAACCUCCCUCUGGAGAUGAGGUUUUAAUUGCAAACCCAAUUUUCGUUCAAAUUUACGAAGCUUCACACUUAAGGUCUUAAAAGACUUGUAUGCCGUGCUAUAUUCAUUUAAGGUGCAUUUAGGUUUGCUUAAGAUUUUUUAUUUCAUUUUUAAGCGCCUGUCCAACUGCACCAAUUUCAUCAAGGAAGAACAUGACAAAGUAACAAUAGUUUAAUUUUUACUUUCUUCGAAAAAGCCUUAAAAGUUGCAGAUACCUGUGUGUUAGGUGUGGUUUUCAGAGGUGCCUAACACUAAUCAAAUUAGUGUUAGAUACUAAUAUACGCUGAUACAAUUAUGAAUUCAAAUUAAUAAAUAAAUUAACCAAAACAGUUAUUUAACGGACAAUUUUUUGGAUUUAUUUCCAUGAUAGCUCAUUUCUCGUCUAAUUUCAAUGA
Chrysoperla carnea is the source of this 1902-nucleotide messenger RNA. It is a transcript of the gene alphaSnap, whose product is annotated as alpha-soluble NSF attachment protein. The coding region runs from base 171 to 1052 and encodes 293 amino acids. The record is from RefSeq and is a predicted model, not a curated record. NCBI's taxonomy places the organism in Eukaryota, Metazoa, Arthropoda, Insecta, Neuroptera, Chrysopidae. Gene Ontology annotation, biological process: intracellular protein transport; SNARE complex disassembly. The transcript has a single exon. Gene Ontology annotation, molecular function: syntaxin binding; soluble NSF attachment protein activity. Gene Ontology annotation, cellular component: SNARE complex; vacuolar membrane.